This is a messenger RNA of Microsporum canis CBS 113480, 5277 nucleotides long. RefSeq lists its product as hypothetical. Lineage: Eukaryota; Fungi; Ascomycota; Eurotiomycetes; Onygenales; Arthrodermataceae. The transcript has 5 exons. Gene Ontology annotation, biological process: RNA export from nucleus; protein import into nucleus. Gene Ontology annotation, cellular component: nuclear pore inner ring. The record is from RefSeq and is a predicted model, not a curated record. Bases 1 to 5277 code for a protein of 1758 amino acids. Gene Ontology annotation, molecular function: structural constituent of nuclear pore.
AUGGCUCCGCCGUCGGACGUCUACUUUCCAUCGCUGGACGAUUGUUUUGGUGACAGCCAACUCAUAUCAUGGAAGACCGCAUACCUGUCUAUAGCAAGGACAGAAGGCCAGCCUAAACUUGAUAAAAACAUUUCCGACUUCCUCUCAUCCCCAACCGGGCUCAGCAUCCUCUCCAAUCCUUACGCUCCCUUUCCGAAACCAUCCAGUGCCUCCAAGACAGCAUUCGAGACAAAGACAGCCGCUAUCCAUGUUACAUCCUCUAAAAACACAUCUGCUUCUUCUGAUGAAAUAAAGUCAGACGCGCUCUGGUUGAGUAAGGGGGCCGAUAUAGACGAAGUAUCCGCUUUGCGCAUUGUAGUGUUAGCCUGGCAACGCCGACGUGAAAAUGAGCUAUUGUCUCAUUUUUCAGAGGAGGAGCUUACGAGCUUGCAUGACUCCGUUGGGAUUGGGAGGUCGCCGCAUGGUUCUUACGGAAAUGAGGCCGCCAGUAUCCUCAAAUACGCCGGCUCGCAGACCGGGACCUCUGAUACAUUGAUAUCCAAGGAGGCGCGGCAGAGAAUUCUCUUCGAUAUAUGGCUAUCAGAGCGGCGACAUAUACUCAAACUGGCUCAUUUCUUAAUAGCUACCUCGAUAAAAGAUACACGACAAGAUCAGCUGCCUUCGCUACCUAAGCCCUCCGCUGGUUCUGAUGAUGAUUCUCUUGUCGAAGCCGGUCAGCUCGGAAGCGCGAUCCUCAAGGGCGAGUGCGGGAUGCUGAAGGUAAACAAGACCGAGAUUAGCAUUCCUGGCUGUAUUGAGGCCUUUAGACUACGCGUCAAGGGCCUGGAAGCCGGGAGUUGGUGGUCAAAGUCAGUAGGGUCUGAUAUGUUGAUGGAAAGUUCUUGGCAGUCGAGUUCUCUCGAAGAGCUGGUCCAGAUAUUAAACCUUCUUUUCCUUCAGAUCAGAUCCUCUGACACAAUUCCCUCGUCUGAGGUGCUGUUGUCCUGGCUCAGGUUGAUGGGCGAAUAUGAAUUCCUAGAGACGAUUUGUCCUCUAACUUCAGAUAAGACAACAGAGGAGCAAGCAGCCAUAUACUCCCAACUUCAGACACUCAUAUCAAUAACGACACUUUCGUUCCUCAAACUUCAAGUGUCUUCAGCGCGCCUAGACAAACCGGAGUUAAAACCAAAGAAUGCGCCGUACUUUCUAUCUCAGAAAGAUGUUGGCGAAAUCAAUGAGAUAUUCCUCAAGGCAGCACAUGCUGGCCGGCUAACUGCCAGUGCCGCCGUAUUUGCCUGGGCGGUUAUCAUGUACUCUGUAGGAGAGAUUGCCCUAGCUAUCAAAGAAGACAGAGAGCUUCAACAGGCGAAUCACGCCGUCGAAUCAUUCAACAACAGCACACAAUUUGCCGCGCCAUCCGGCCUUUCUGAGCUAUCUAUUUACGAGGAAGUCUGGGAAAAAGCACGUAACCCCGAAUUCGACGAAGACUUUGUCAGGUUCCUUGUCUCAAGCGCCGUUGACAGGUGUCGCCUGCUCGAGCUCAUAUUCGCCAUGUCAGAGCAGCUCCGAUCUAUUCCAAGACAGGGAGGAGAGAAUCUGGUAAACCAAUGGGGUCAGUUAGAACUCUUAGACCUAAUCAGGUCUGGAGUCCAAUACCUGGACUACAUUCCUGAACUAGUUGCAGCCGUUCUGUGCAUCGUUUCAGAACCAGUGGAAUAUCAAAGCCUGGACAAGGAACCAAAGUUCGACGAUUCUUAUGAUCCCCGCGCAGUGUUCCUGAACGACAAGAUUUUAAUGGAGAAAAUCUUUCAAAAUGCUAAAUCUCGUUUCCCUUACGAGGCCGUGAACUUUUUGAAAUUCUGCAGAGCUCUCUCAAGGUGCAGUUUAUCAAACGAUGAUGGACUACCUAUAAUCUGUCAAGAUCUAGAAUCCAUGACCACCUACACGCAGGUCGUUGCACCUGGAUUCCAGGGAUAUCGGUCUGUCCGAGAAGACGAGAACGCGAAUUACGUUCAGCUUAUUACCCCAUUAGAUAUGAAGGAGGUUGCGUCUACAAAACGAGAUGUAAUGCAGACAUCAAAUGAAUUGGUUCUUGCCAACGAAUUAUCUGUACUUCCAGCGGUUACCGUUGGCCAAGUUGUCAGCGAGUCAAAGCCUGCUGUGAUAAUGUGGCACCACCAGUAUAACUGUCUCGGGUUCCUUGGAAAGUGGCUAGAACAAGCUACAUACGGCCGCGGAAAUGAUAAUGGCCCUGACGAUGAAGUAGCGGCCGAUAUCAUCGGUUUACUUGCCGACUUGAUUGAUACUGCAUAUGCAAUCUCUAGAAGGAACGGACAUGACUCGUCUGCCAAACGAAUACUGGAAAUGGCCAGUGACGGAUUGGAUCGCCAUGCUGAUAUCAUUUCUGUGGUUUUUGACAUUUUUGAACGGAGCCUCCAGGGUGCAAGCGCUAGCUCAGGCAAUCGAAACCUUGAUCUUACCAUGUCAUGCAUGCAUUUUAUAGCUGCUCUAACCAAAGUCCUCCCCGGAAGAGUUUGGCCCGCACUUAUUCGAAGCUCGUUCCUGUCAACAAAUGGAAAUGGUGGAAUGCUAGAUAAAAUAAUAUUCUCAGUAGAGGCAAGCUCUGGAGAUCUUUCGUUCCUCCUUUCAGCUAUUAGGCUUUUUGAAUCCGUUGUCGACGACACCAUUACGCAUGCCGCUCUUCGAAGAACCACUGCAAAGGUCACCUCUGCGUCCUAUGUAGUUGAAUAUACAGCUGGAAUUCCCGUACGCUCAAUGCGCACCUGUUUACUCAAUUUCGUCCGAGCAAUGGUGGAGAUAUACAAUAGUGGCUCGGGCUGGAAGCACAACGACGUUCACCAACAGAUCGAAAUCAACACCUCCUUGGCCAUUAAUUUCCAUAAAAUUCUUUAUUAUGUUUACGGAACUGAUGAUACCCAGGACCUCGACGAUAAAGUGACCGCCGUUUUUUCAGCUUCUGCCAAAUAUCUUCUGAAUAUUCUUCGACCAGGAUUAAAUGAGAGCCUUCCAGCUAAUCCUAUAUUGCGAAUUAUACUGGACGGAUUCGAAGCCCAUGUACCUGAAAACAUGGUUCAUUCCAGUGUCGACUGCGGUACAUUAAUAGUAUCGACACUAGAUCUGGCUAAAAUCCUAAUUCAGGUUGGAUGGCUGACAGACGCUCCCAUUUCUGUUCUUGAAAAGCAGCUCUUCAGCGCUUCGCCUGUACUGGCGAGAUUAUUUGUACUUGACCGCAGGUACCAUCUCCCAAUUGCUACAUUGCUUGAGUUGCUGGUGUCUCGCGCAUCCGCCUAUACGGAGAGAGAGCCACCCUCUCUACUUGGACACCUUGGUGCCGACUCAUCAUGUCGCUUCCUAGAUGCUCUAGCCAAAUUUGAUCGACCGUUCGGAUCCGACGACGUUAAGGUAGCAAUCUGGAAACUUGUAACCUCCAUCAUAACCAAAAGGCAACAGUGGCUUGCUGUUUUCCUGCUAACGGGUUGCUCGCCUCGAGAGGCCUUGAAAGCCGAUUCCGAUAGAGGAGCGGCAUCUAUGAAAUCUAAACCAUUCCUAGAAGCUUCUCUGGAUCUGCUAUCCUCUAUUUCCUCUAUCCCACCUCAAGUGGCGGUUGCAGCGCUACAUUUUAUCGCCAAAGCGCAAGAGAACUGGCCUUGGGUAACACCAGAGCUAAAGAAGCAUCCAAAUUUCUUCACUGUUGUAACAAAAUACAUCACAGAGCUGAAUGUCAACAAGCUACUACCAUACCAAAAGUGCAUGAACAUACAGAUCGCAGCGCUGGUGGUUGAUAUUUGCACUGUCUAUCUACACAGUGCUAAGGAGGUCAGAGAUGGAUCGUUUUUCAAAACGCUGAUACCACUCGUCUCCUGGCUCUCGGAAAAUGCAGUUGAAGUUGAUGGCUACAAUGCAUCGCUACACGCGAACUUGAAACGGAAUUUCGAGAUGAAAUACCGCGAGAGUAAAAUAACAAAUAUCAAGCGGACCGCUCUUGUACAACCAGAAUUUGGAGAGGGGUAUUAUUAUGAUGUUCCAAUGGGCAACAAGCUAUUCGGCUACGAUUUUGCUUGGAUUGGUAAACGAGACCAAGGGUUUGUCGAAGAGGUUAAACGGGCCAAUCUGAACCUAUCCCUUGUCGAAGCACAGAUGGUAAGCCUAGUUCUACUCGGGCUGUUCGGCUCUGAUUUUACUAACAUUGAAGUCGAAGUGCAGUCAAGGGGCUCUGAAGUUUUUAGUCUUCUAGCUGUUGUAUGGGAAACAAUUCGGCUUCGCAACCCGACAUAUGAGAGCGCUCUGUUGCAUGACGAUACGGAGUAUUACGGUCUGCUGCUUAACGUGUUAUUCCUCACCCUACAAUUCCACGUUGCAGGUGCGAACCUAGUCAAUCCUGAAGCUGUCAGCCAGAAGCCCGAGGUGUCUUCUGACUUGUCUGUCGUUGUGGAUGUUGUCAAGAACGUAGUUGCCAACGGCUAUCGAACUCUCUGCACACAUCUACAUGACCAGCCUGGAAAAUGUACUCCAAAAGAUUUCGCGAUUUUAACCGCGAUCUUACAAACCUCCCUCAAAGUCAAGGAUGUGGACCGCAUCUACGAACAGAUUGCGUUCCAUCUAAUUGAUAGUGAUACCAUUCGAUAUGCUGCCACCCUGUUCUCUUGGUCACACCAACUGACCAUCGAGGGUGACCCGGUUUACGGAGAGAUCAGCAUGUUGUAUCUCCUUGAGCUAUCCUGCAUCCCGAACAUCGCUGAACAGCUGGCAGUAGACGGGAUACUUGUUAAGCUAUCAACCUACCGACUCACCGAGGCAUUCCGUCAACCCCAAGGGUGUGUACCCGAAAUCGCCGCAUUCCUCAACCAGUUCGAGGGCCAGCUCCGGCGAGCAUCGGCCGGGUUCUCACUUGGUAGCCCAACCGUCAUUCCUCUGGCCACGAGCCAUCACGCCGUCAAACGCCUAUCUCUUGGGAUGGCGACCGAAGCCUGUUCUCUCGCACUGAUAUCGAUGAUUAUACAGAAAUUCCGCGAUGCAGGGCCAAGUGCAGGCGUAGAUCCACAGAACAUACAAGACCUGAAGUGGGACAGAGUGCAGGUGAAGGACGAUAUCGACGCUUUGUUGGAGAAGCGUUCAGUCCUACGCUCGCGUAUUACGCCAACGAACGAGAAGGAGGUUGCUUGGUCCCAGCGGCCGCCUCUGGAUGCAUCCGGUGGUGCAGAGAGUUUACUAGAAGAGAAGAUUGUGAAGGAGCUUCAAACAGCUGUUGCAUGUAUGGGCGCUGGGAGUGAUGAUUAG